CGCCGUGUUAUGUCAGCAGACUGAGAAAAUGGGGAAUUUCAGGUAACUGUCGUCACUUCUCACAGAACAACUUUAGCCAAGCAUUACAGUGUCGUAGUAGCUACUAGACCAGUUGAGCCAGUGACUCUUAGACAAGGCCUCGAGACAGAGAGAUAUAGAGAGGCCGGAGAGAGAAAAACCAGUGGCAGUAGCUGACUCAGAAAAACAAGAAACCAAGAGAAGCUGCAGGCAAUGGAUGUAAAGAAGUCGUUGAAAACGGUGAGGGGGUUAUUUGCCGGGAUCUACAUCGUGUCUUGGCUGUGCUUUGUCACUGGGUUCAUCAUGUACUACUCCAUUCUGGACCACAUCAGAAGACUGCAGCUGAUGGGAUCGGCAGGGAUGAUGAUCCUCCUGCCAAUGCUCUCAUUCUCAGUCCCUGGUCUCGCCAUUGGCGUCCUCAUUGUCUUCCACAUCAUCUCUCAGAGAAGCAGAUUCAGGAGACAUGUCUACCUAGCUAUAAUAAUGUUCUUCUCUGCCCCGUACCUCGCCGGAGGAGGGGUAACGAUAUUCAUAGCCUCUGCAUUCCUGGGCACCAUCAGGUAUGGCUCCACGGAGGCAAAUGGAGUCCCUGUCCAGUGGGUGUCUCUCAUCGUGUUCUCCUGCUUCAUCUCCAUUGGAGCCUACAUUGUAUCAGUGAUUCUAGCAGUAUUGUCAAACCACAAGAAGAAUCUGUAUGUCAGUAGAGAACUCCUCAGAACCAGUGAAUACCAACCCCUCCCUUAGUAAAACACCUUCCCUCCUCUCUCUCCUCUCUUCUCCCCCCUCUCUCUCUCUCCUUUUUCCUCUCUUAAACAUGUGACUUUUUUGCACUUACUACAACCAAAUGGCAAAGCAUUACUCUAUUAUACAUCUAUUGUCAAUGUAAAUUCACAAAGCAUGUUUUUGCAAUAUAUGGUGAAUGUUUAUUAAAAUCAGCCCUCCCAACAUUUCAAUGUUAUACUAAAUAGUGAGUAUUAUUG
Messenger RNA from Geodia barretti, 998 nucleotides. The record is from the annotation of a GenBank genome assembly. Lineage: Eukaryota; Metazoa; Porifera; Demospongiae; Tetractinellida; Geodiidae.